AUGUCAGGUAAAGUGGAGGACAUUUUAAUGCUCUUAGCAGCUGGGGAAUUUUCACUGGGGAUUUUAGGGAAUGCAUUCAUUGGAUUGGUAAACUUCAUGGACUGGAUCAAGAAUAGAAAGAUCUGUUCCAUUGAUUUAAUCCUCACAAGUCUGGCCAUAUCCAGAAUCUCUCUAUUAUGUAUAAUACUAUUAGACUGUCUAAUAUUGGUGCUGCAUCCAGAUGUCUAUGCUGCUGGUAAACAAAUGAGAAUUAUCGACUACUUAUGGACACUAACCAACCAUUUAAUUGUCUGGUUUGCCACCUGCCUCAGCAUUUUCUAUUUCCUGAAGAUAGCUAAUUUCAUCCAUCCCCUCUUCCUCUGGAUGAGGUGGAGAAUUGACAGUGCAAUUCCAAGGAUCCUGCUAGGGUGUUUGGCCCUCUCUGUGUUUAUUAGCCUUCCUGUCACUAGGAAUUUGGAUGAUGAUUUCAGACGUUGUGUCAAGAUAAAGGUGAAAAUGAACUUGACUUUGAGGUGCAGAGUAAAUAAAGCUCAAUAUGCUUCCAUCAAGAUAUAUCUCAACCUGUUGACACUGCUCCCCUUUUCUGUGUCCCUGAUCUCAUUUCUGCUCUUGAUUCUCUCCCUGUGGAGACACACCAGGCGGAUGCAAUUCAAUGCCACAGGGUACAGAGACGCCAGCAUCGAAGCCCAUGUGAAAGCCAUGAGGGCUGUCACCUCCUUCCUCCUCCUUUUCAUUGCCUACUACUUGGCCUAUCUUGUAGCCACCUCCAGCUACUUUAUGCCAGAGACUGAAUUAGCUGUGAUAGUUGGGGAGUUGAUAGCUCUAAUCUGUCCCUCAAUCCAUUCAGUUAUCCUAAUUCUAGAAAACAAGAAAUUAAGGAAAGCAUGCCUAAAGGUUCUAUGGAAAGUAAAGUAUAUCCUACAAAGAAGGAAUUGCUAA
Molecule: messenger RNA, 939 nt
Organism: Sus scrofa (pig)
Lineage: Eukaryota; Metazoa; Chordata; Mammalia; Artiodactyla; Suidae
Gene: TAS2R7
Product: taste 2 receptor member 7
Biological process (GO): detection of chemical stimulus involved in sensory perception of bitter taste; sensory perception of taste; G protein-coupled receptor signaling pathway
Cellular component (GO): membrane
Molecular function (GO): bitter taste receptor activity; G protein-coupled receptor activity
Source: RefSeq, a predicted model, not a curated record